AUGAAAAUUCAAAUUCCAAAAGAUGAUAAUUUCAUAUUAAUGUUAGACAAAAUAAGUGAAGAAGAAAAAUUUUUUAUUCAUAUUUUAUCAACAUGUGAUAAUAAAAAUUUAUUAGAUCAUUUAUUUCCUUUUGUCGAUUGGAUAUGGUUAAAAUCAGACAUAAUCGCAUGGGCACCAGUCCUAAAUAGAUUUGAUGAUUUGCUGCACAAGUAUAUAAUACAUAAUAAAUUAAAUAAAGAAGAAAAAAAUAUUAAAGAAGAUAUUUGCAAAUCAAACGAUAAUUUAAUAAAAAAAAAUUGUGAAACUGAUAAUAACAAUAGUAAUAAUAUAAAUAAAAUAGGUAAUGAUAAUAAUAAUGACGAAAAAGGUGAUACUAAAGAAAAUAGUGAUGAUUCAUUUAUUCCAUCGGAUUUGCUAAUUGAAGAAAUAUUAAGAUUUACCUAUUAUAUAUUAGACAACUGUCUAAGUAAAUCAAAAUAUAAUUCAUUAGAUCAUUUGUUAGUACUUCUAUGGAGUUUUAAUCCCAAAAUAUCAAUUUUAUCGGCACAAAUUUUAAACAUAUAUUACUUAUUUAUUAAAAAAACAAAAAAAAAUGAAAAUAAAAUAAAUGAAAUUGUAAAUUUUCUUUCUUCAUUGAUUAACAUACCUGUUCCUAAUUAUCUUCAUCCUUACAUCAACAAUGAUAUUAGUAGAAUAAAUGAUAACAAUUAUGUUUCUGGUUUAGUGUUAUAUUAUUUGCAUGAUACAUCAAAUAAAAAAUAUAUGAAUAAUAUUUAUUAUAAAAUUGAAAAUAAGCAUUUUCUUGAUUUAAUUGAUUAUAAUUUAGAUUUAAAUAAAAUAUAUCUUAAUAUUGAUGAUAAUGAAAUACCAUUUACUUCUAUUUUUCCUAAACAAGUUAAGUAUAAUGAAGCAAAAAAAGUUUUACAAAAUGCUUUUGAUACCAUUGUCAAGAAAUAUAAAAUUUAUGAAAAAAAAUUGUUUGAUUUAAGACAUAAAUUAAGAAUUUAUUUAGGAUUAGUAUGCCCUAAAUAUAGAAAAAAAUUAUUUAAUCUGAGAUAUUUAAUUAUAUCUGGUUCCCUAUCAAUUAAUUCUAUAUUAUAUCCACAAAUUAUUGCAAGUAAUAGUAUAUUUUUACAAGAACUUUUAUAUUUUUUGAAAUAUCAUAAAUAUAUCCAUUUUAAUACGUUACAUAUUAUUUUCGACCUGUUAACAACAGCAAUAGAAUCUCAUUUACAUUAUAAACUUGUUUCGGAUAUACUAGGAUUACGUUUGCAUAGUGGUUUAUUCAUUAGUAUUUUUAAAUAUUAUUUGAACUAUUUUUUAUCUUCGUAUUCUAUACAAAAAGAUAUAUGUCCAUUAUAUAUAAUGAAUGAAUAUAAAGAAGAAAUGUAUAGCACAAACUAUAUUAAUUCAUGUUUUAUUAAAAAGCAUUUAGAUCAAAAUUCUUCUUCUAAUAACAAUAAUUGCAAUAACAUUGAUAAUGUAAAUGUUAAAAAUAACGAUAUAAUUAAUAGUAACAAUAAUAGUAUUUUAGAUGAAAACAAUCAACCCAAUUCAACGAGUGAAGUUUUACCAAAUGUAAACAGUAGAAAUAACGAUGUAAAUAAUCUUUCAUGUACAUCACAAACUUUUAAUAAUAAUCAAAAUAAUUUCAAUGAACAAAGUAGCACAUCUUUUAAUAACUCAUUUUCACAAAAUAUAGUUCCCUUAUUAAAUAAUGAAAUUAAUCAAACUAAUUUGGGAUAUCGUUCUAAUGAAAACAAUUUAGUUCAUCAAUCUAAUAUAAUAAAUGAACAAAAUGAUACAUCUAAUAAUAAUUUAAUUUCUAUAGAAAAUAAUGGAAAUAAUCAAAAUUUGAAUUUAAUUUCUCCUAAUGUUCUUGCAUCGAAUUUAUCUAAUGGUAAUAAUGUAAUAAGAAAUAAUCUGUCAUAUCCUUUAAGUAUUGGAGAAAAUGAAAAUGAACAAAUUCAUCAAAAUAAUAUGAAUGGAAAUAUAAAUGAUACUAGUAAUGUUGAUGUGGUAAAUAAUAAUAAUAAUAACAAUAUAAAUAAUACUAAUACAACACAUAAUGAAAAUAAUAGUGGUAAUGAUGAUUCAGUGAAUGUUUUUGAUAAUAUGCAUAAUGAAGUUAACAUGAAUAUUGUUGAUAAUAUGAACAUUUUUGAUUAUAUAAAUAAUACAGAUGAUAUAAAUAAUGAAGAUAAUAUUAAUAUUUUUGAUUAUAUAAAUAAUGCUGAUGACAUUAAUAUUCGUAGUAAUAAUAAUAUGGUUAACAGUGAAGAAAAUGAAAGAACAGGAAAUAAUAGAGGUGAAAUAAAUUACGAUAAUUACGUAAGUGAAGAGGUCAUUAUAAAUAAUAUUAAAAAUUGUAAGAAAACUGGUGAAAGUGAAUUUAAAAAAAUGACAAAAAAUUAUUUUAAAGAAUUUAGAAGAAAAAAAAAAAAAAUAUCUAUGAUGUUGCAAUUAUUAACCUUAUAUCACACAUGCAUAAUGGAGCCUUGCCCUAUUUUAACUAUAGCCCAACAAAACACUUUAAAAAAUUUUCCCUAUUAUUUAUUGGAUGGUUAUACGCUUAACUUACCAAUAGUUCAUUUGCUAUUAAGAAUAAUGGAAACGUUGCUUGACUUUACUCCGAAUUCUUAUUUCACAGUAAGAGAUGAAGAAGAGUUAUAUAAAAUAUUGUUAUCUCGCUUUCAGUAUGAAAUUUUUAUGAUAUCAGAUAGUUUUUAUUAUAUGAAUAGGAAGGAUUUUCUGAAGUAUUAUUUUGAACCAUUUAAUUAUAAUAAAUAUGAUGAAUAUUUUAUUGAAUCAAAAGAUGAUAUAGAGAUGUAUUUAAAGAAACGUAAGAAUACUGUUAAUUUAGUUAAUGAUUGUGUUCAACAGAUAAAUAUAAAUGGAUGUAAUUUUACAGAGAAUAAAUCUAUAAAUAAUAAUAUUAUAAAUAAUGAUAAUACUAUUUUAAAUAAUCAAAAUAUUAGUAAUGAUAAUAAUGUAGAAAAAAAUAAAAAUAUAAAUAAAGGAAAAAGCAUUGUUCAAAAAUAUGAUGAUAAUACUAUAUUUUCUUCAAAUGAUAUAAAAUUAAUAAAUCUUUUUAAAAAAUAUGAUAUUAAUGCAGAUACUACUGAUGACAUUCUUUUGAAUAGAUUCUCAUUUUGGUUAAAAUUACAUAUUUAUGAAGAGAGAGUAAAAAUAAUUAAGAUGAUUUUAAAAGCUUUAAACUUAGCCUUAAAAGGUUAUUCACCAACAGAUACCUUGCUUGAUAUAUUUACUAAUAACUAUAUUUCUGUUAAAAUAAUUAAGUAUAUUUUGAAAUAUCCUCAUAAAUUUAGUUUAUGCCUUUAUGGCUACAUUUUAGGUUUUAUAUAUGAACACAUAUACGAAGACCCAACUAUUUUGUCUACUUUAUUAAAAGAAGGGAUUUUAAACAUUAUGCUGCAUAGUAUUGUAGAAGAAAAUUUAAAAGAUGAAACAGUUUUAAUAUAUGUUCCUUCUUUAUUAUCUUUAAUGUUUAUUCAUAGUAUUGGAAAAUCCUCUAUGAAAAAAUUAAAUUAUACACCAAUAUAUAACUUAUUUCACUUCGUGAUAAAAACUGAUUAUUUCUUUUUUGAUAGAUUUGGAGAUAUUGCAGUAUCUAUAGGAAAUAUUAUUAAUGAGCUAGAAAAUUAUGGAUUUGUAAUGAAAGAUUUCUUAACAUUUCAUGUAAAAUUAUUGAAAAGAUUAUAUAUAGAAGGAUUAAAUCUAGGGUAUUGGAAGUGUUUAGAUUAUAAUUAUGUAGAAAAACAUGUGGAAUCAUCAAUUAAAAAAUUACAUGAUGUGCAGUUAAAAGAUUUAAAUAUAGAUAGAUAUAAAUAUAGAAGAGAUAACUUUUUUUUAGAUAGAUUAUCUAUUAUAUGUAGAUGUAUUUUAUCAUAUAUGAAAAGUUCAUGGAUAAAAACAUUCAUUAAAUUAAAUGGUCUAAAAUUUUUAAUGGCUUUUGCCAAUUUAAUAAGCUUACCACCAAAUUAUGUUCAUAUUUUUGAAUAUCACCCAAUUUAUACUUUUAUUAUGAAAAUUUAUUUAUAUUCAUCCUUUAAGAAUAUAUAUAAUCAGUUUUUAUUCCCUCUUUAUAAUUACAGUAAUUUUAUAUUAUAUAUACAGUACAUUAACUUAAUAUUAAAAAAUACUUUUUAUUUUGAUUUAAGUGAAAAUAUAAUAAUAGCUAAAAAGUCAGCAAUUUUAAGGAAAAAUAAAAAUAAUAAUAAAUAUUUAAAUACUGAUUUUUUUUCUGGACCAUUUAUUGAUCGUAAUAAGAUGCUCUUGUGCAAUAUUACUCAGUUAUUUAAUAUUUUAUAUUUUUUAAUUUCUGCUUAUUCUGAUGCGAAAGGAUUAUAUGGAAAUGAAGAAAAAUUGUAUGAUUCACCAGAGCUAUCAAAUAGGAAAAUUUUAGAAGUUUUUUCUGAUGUACUAGUAACAAUUGAAAGUGUUUUUGAUUUUUAUUUUACUCUUUAUUUUUAUCAAACUAAUGAUUUAAAUAAUAACAUCUUUUUACAUUUAAAAGAUAAAAUAUGUGUACAUGAGCAUGUAAAAAGAACUAUUAGAAACAAUCAAAAUAAAUCAGAUUAUUUAUUGUAUAACUUAUUUGGUUCUACUCGUUCAUUAUACUGUUAUUCAGUUAAUAAUAAUUUAUAUGAUUUAAGUAAUAAAGAAAAUAAAACUCAUUUUAUAUGUGAUAAAGAUAAUAUAGAUGAUUACAAAUUAACUGAUCAUCUUAGCAUGCUGGACAAUGAAGACAGGGUUUAUAAAACAAUAUAUAAAUAUACUUUUUCUCAAGUUUUAUCAGAAUUUAAUUCUUAUAUUCAUAAAAAUGUUAAAAUUCCAUCAGAUGUUGUUAGUUAUAAAAAGAAAGAGAAAUGCAAGUUUAAAAAGUAUUUUUCCAGUUCGGAAGAUUCUGUUAAAAAGAUUUCUGUAAAGAAAGAUAUCAUUACAGAUGAUAUAAGCAAUGAUAAUAGUAUAUAUAGUGAAUUAAUUAGUAAUAAUAAUAGACUAAAUGAUAACUGUAAUAAUAAUAAAAAUAAUGAUAAAAUCAAUGAUAAUAGUAGUAAUACAAAUAAUAAUUAUAAUAACUGUAGUAUAAAUGAUAUAAAUGAAGAUUUUUUUUAUAAUCAAAAUAUUUCCAAAAUAUAUUCCAUUUACAAUAAUAGCUAUGAAAAAAAAAAUAACAUUAAAUCAGAAAAUGAUAAAACAAACAAUUUAAAAUCUAUGAAUCCCAACUAUAAUGAUUAUUAUAUUGAUGACAAAGAUAUUAAUAUGCAUACAAGUUAUCCAUAUGAAUCUAAAUAUGUAAUGUGUGAAAGUUUACGAUCGUUACUAGUAGUAAUUAAAAAAUUUUUUAUUAUGAUUAACUUAGCAUGCCAUACUCGACAAAUGAAAAUAAAAACUAGUCCAAAUUAUAUUUUUUAUAAUGUUUUACAACAAAAACAUAUUCUUUGUAUUAUUAGAUGCUUAACAAAAUGUAUGAUGAAUAUUCCAUUGGUUAGUAAACCAAUACAAGAAAAUUCAUGCAUGAAUCCAAAUAGUAUUUACAGCAUAUUAUCAGAUAAUAUAACAAUAGAAAAAAUUAAUUAUUUAAAUAAAGCGAAUGAAAAAAAGAAUAAAUAUAAUAAUAAUAAUAAUAAUAUAUCAAAAAAUAAUUUUAAAAAUCAUGCAAAAAAAAUAUCAAAAAUCAAUCCAAAUAUUGCACAGCAAAAUAGUAUGAAACACAAUUAUAAUAAUGAUCCUAUUUUAGAAGAAAAUAAAAAUACUACAUGCAAUAGUAACAGCAAUAAUAAUAAUGAUUCCUUGAAUAAUGUUGAAUAUAAAAAAUUAGAUAAAAAUUACAACUUGUACGAUUAUUCAUAUUCUCCAUUUAUGAAUUAUCAUGUUGAAAAAAUUGAUAGCUUUUAUCCAGAAAGUUUUUAUAUGGAAGAAAUAUUAUUUAAAAAAUAUAAUUUUAACUUUUCUAGCGUUUCUAUAAUACCAAAUAAAAACAUUUUAAAUAAUAAAAGUACAAACAAAGAAAUGAAUUUGAAUCAUAAUUCAAAUAAUAUUAAUUUAUUAGAAAAUGCUGAUAGUGGUAAUACGUUCAGUAUUAAUGAUAAUAAUUUAAAUGAUGUUGACACAAAUAACUUUAAUGAAAAUGGUUUGAAAACUUUAAACAACCUAAAUUUUAUGAAUAAAUGUAUUAAUGAUAAUUUGAAUAAAUAUAAUAAAAUAUACAUAUGUGACAAUAAUGGAAAUAUAAAUAACGUAUGUAAUAUGAAUACAUCGGAAAACUCUAAUAUUAAAAACAGUGACAACAAGGAGGAAAAUUCUUCAAACAAUUUUUUAAAUGAAAAAAAAUUUGUAAAUGUUUUAAUUCAUAUAGAAAAUUACACCCCAAUAAAAACUAUAAAAUAUAUUUCGGAGUUAAUAAAUAUUUUACAUAAAUUACUUUCUGAUAACAAAUUAGAAUUUAUUAGCUAUUUUUAUUUUUUAGAUUUAUUAUAUAAAGUAGGAACAUUUGAUUUUAUUUUUAAUAUGUUUAAUUAUGUAAUGAGUGUAUAUAUAUCAUUGUUAGCAUUAUAUUAUAAAAAAAAAAAGGAAAAUAAGCAAAAUAUUAAUUCCAAGUAUACUAAUUAUAUUCCUAUACAUGUAAGCAAAAAUUACACAUGUACCAAUACUUAUUUUGUUCGUUACAUUAUAAGAUUAAUGCAGUAUUAUUCUGAUUAUGACAUAAAUAGUGUAAAAAUAUAUUUACAAAUUACUGUUAAAGCCAUAAAUGCUUUUUUAGAUUUUUUUAUUAGCUUAAUAAAUAUAGGAAAAUUUAAUUUAAUUUUAUUUUGUUCCAAAAUGUUGCAUCCUCUUACAAGAAUCCACAGUAAUUUUAAAAAUAAUCAUGAGAAAGAAAAAGAAAAAGAAAAAGAAAAAGAAAAAGAAAAAGAAAACAUAAAAAAUAAGGAAAACAAAGAUAUUAAAGAAAACAUUCUGAAUGAAGAAUUUAAUUAUACUUUAAAUGGGAAUGGAAGCAGAAUAAAUAUAAAUGGUGAUGAAAAUAAUGAUAUAAAAGGUAAAAAAGAAAAACAAGAAGUAAAUCUUAAUGAGUGUAAUUCUAAUUUAGAUAAUACUAAAGAUGAGAAUAAUAAUACUACUAUAAUUAAAGAAGAAAAUGCCACCAAUGAUAGAAAUGUUGAAAAUGAUGAUAUUCCUAAUAAUAUAAAUGUUGAUAAUAAUAAAAAGAAUACUUCUCCAAAUUCAUCAAACAAAUAUGUCAAAAAUAACAAAAGCAAAAAUUUUUCUGAUGAUUGUAAUAAUAUAUCUGAAAAAAAAAAAGGAGAAAAACAAAAAGAGAAAAAAAAUACAUUUAGUUAUAAUAAUAAUUUUUUAUUUUGCUUAGAUUUUUUUGAUAUUAUUAACACAAUAAGAUCAGUAAAGUGUGAAAUAUCCAAUAAUAUAUUUAUGUGGUUGACAUAUAUUAAUAGUACAAGUGUUAAAAUUAACAAUCUAGGCAAGAAUAAUAUAUAUAUAAAUUUUAAUAAUAAUAUAAUAUAUACUUUCUUAAAAAUUAUUUUAAAAUUUAUUCAUCAUUCUACGGAAAUAGAACCCAAAAUUUUAGAAUUUUGGAUGAAAGAAAAAUGUAAAGAAAAAAAAAAUAUUGGAAAUAAGGAAAAAGAAAAAGAUGCAUUUAAUUAUCCAAAUGUAGAUAUAAUGGAAGAGUGGGGAUAUAUGGGAUUUGAUGAAAAAACUAUUUAUGAUUGUUUAAAUUAUUCAGGAACAACUGAUUUAGAUUGUACUUUAAAUUAUCUUGAUAGAGCUAAAGAAAAGGAGUUUUUUUUAAAUUUGAACAAGGAAAAAUCUUUAUCUGAAAGGAAAAGAGAAAAUAAGAAAUUUUGCUAUUCUGAAUGUGAUGAAAAUAGUAGUGAAGAAAAUUCUAAUACAAGUAAUAAAAAAACAGAUAAUGAAGAUAGAAAAAAUGAAAACAUAAGCGAAAAUGCAAAUGAAAGUGAAAAUAAGGUAAUAGAUAAUAAUAGUAAUAAUAAUAAUAAUAACAAUAAAAAUUCUAAUAAUAAAGAACAUUUUUAUAAAGAUGAUAAAGAUGUACUAGAAAAAUUUCCAUUUAUGUACGAAAUUCUUAGAGAAGCAAAAGCAAAAUCAACACAUGCAAGAAUUUAUUACUAUGAAACUAUAAUGGACCCAAAUAGUAAAAGAAAUAUGAUUUUUUAUUUACAGUAUUAUUUAAAACUAUUAAAAACAAAUUUAUUUCGUACAUACGAAGAGAAUAAUACCAUAAAAGAAUUUUGGGAUGAAGAAAAAUAUUUAUUGUUAAAACAAUACAUUUAUAAAUAUAUUUUCAAUAUGCUCAUAAAUAUAAUGAUUACUAUACCAUAUAAUGAAUUGUCCUUUAUGAAUUUAUAUUUGAGUUUUCUUGUUAUAGAUAUAGAUAAAAAAACUGUAAAAUUGUUUCUAGAUCAAUAUAGAAAAACAAUACAUGACAAAAAUAGUAAUAAAAGUAGAAUAUUUAAUCAUCAAGAUGUUAAAAUCAUUAUUUUGUAUUAUUUUAUUGAAAAUAUAUCAAAAAAAAUUAAGACUUUAAAAAAUGACGAAAAUUUUCCUAUUGAACCUUUCUAUCAUUGUCAUCAUUCAUUUAUGCAUUUUAAUAAAAAGAAAAAUAAAAGUACAAAAAACGAGAAUACUAAUACAAAACUAGAAACAAAAAACAAAAAUAUAAAUAAGAAUAAAGUACUAGAAGGUAGAAAUAUUGAAAAUUCGUGUGAUCAUCAUAUUUUGUCAUCAAACAAUGUUAAUACUACUACUGCGAAUAACAGUAAUAAUAACAAUAAUAAUGCUAAUGCUAAUGAUAAUAAUAAUAAUAAUAAUAAUAGUAAUAGUAAUAAUAAUAAUAAUAUCAUACACGUAGAAAGUGUAACAUUGAAUAAUAGAACGAAUAAUGACUCUAAUAAUUCAAAUAACAUUUCAAAUAAUAAUAAUUCAAAUAAUAUGAACAAUAGCAGUAGUCAAAAUAGAAGAAAUAAUAUAAUUAAUGAUUUAUUGGUAGACUAUCAACUAAAUAAUUAUGAUACAAGUAAUCAUAGUGAUGAUAAUACUACUGUAUUUUAUCAAGGUAGUGAUAUUGUUGAUGAAAAAAAUUCAGUUAAAAAUAAUAAAUUAAAUAAGGAAAAGAAUAAUGAUCAAGAAAUAGGUAAUGAAUUAAAUGAUGAUAAAGAAUCUAUAUAUGGUACCAAAUAUAUUAAAGGUGAUAUGGAUAUAAUAUAUGAAUCACAAAAAGAUAUGGAAAUAUAUUCUUACCAUUUCUGUUUAUAUAUGUUAUUUUUUACUUUAUACAACAUUAUUCAUAAGUAUAAUAUAGCAAAGAAUUUAAUUCUUCAUAUAGAUAGAAAUAUUCUAGAUUAUUGCAUUUUCUUUAUACAAAAAUUUAAUGUUACUUAUUUAAAAGAUGUAGAAAAUAAUUCUAAUUAUUAUUUGACUCAAGAAAAAAAUAGAAAUAUUCAAAAUGGAAAUACAAAAAAGAUGGAAGGUUUUCUAGAUAUGCAUGGAGUAGGAAAUAAUAUUAGCAAUACUAAGACUCGCGCAAGUGAUAACGAUUCCUCAAAACGAAAUCAGGAGAAAAAUAAAAGAAAAAGAAAAUAUAACAAAAUAUUACCAUCAAAUAAACCAAAUUCUAGUAACCUUGAACAUUCCGAUAUAAAUUCCGAAAAUUUUGAAAAUUGUUUUUCAUAUGCAAAUGAACAAAACUGCAACAUCAUAAAAGAAGAUACUUUAGUUGAAAAUGGAAAUAUUUCAAAUUGUUCUACUCAUAAUAUUGUAAGACAAAAUAAUGAUGAUCAAAAUGGUAAUAAUAACGUCGUUAGUAAUAUAAGUAAUACAAAUAAAAAAGAAAAAAUAAACAUAAUGUAUAACAAGGGUUUAGUAAUAAAUAAAAGUAUUGAAACACAUAAUUUAUUGAUUCCAUAUUGGAAUUUGGCUGAUAUAGAUAAUUCAGAAACUGUACAAAAAACGGCAAAUAAUUUAUGUAUAGAAAAUGAUGAAAAUAAAUUUAUUGCUCUUUACUCAAAACCACCUUGUUUUUAUGCACCACUAUAUAUGUGCUUACAUAAAAUUAUUAUCAACUAUUCUUUAUAUAAUUUUAACGAUAAAAAUAAAAAAAUAAUAAAAAAGCAAAAAGAGGAGAAACUAAGUGAAGAAAAAAAUAUGAAUUUUUCAAAAAUGGAAAAAAAUAACAUAUUAAAUAAAACUAAUUUUAAUAAAAUAGAAAAAAGUUGUAAUCAAAGUGAUAAAAAAAACGGCACUAAUCAAAAUUUUUAUGAAACAAAUAUUGAAAAUAUAAGAUAUAUAUCCCCAGAAAAACAACAUAAUAUAAUAAAAAUAUGUAUUGAUACACUAUAUUAUUUUAAAGGCUAUAAUUCUCAUUUAUGUUUAAGUAUUUUACAAAUUAUUGAGUAUUUAACAACUACAUAUAAUAAUGUUAUAUUUUUUAUAUCAUAUUCCCCUCCAAAUAUUUAUAAGAAUUUUAAAAAACUUUUUCAAAUAGAAGAAAAAAGAAAAAAUAAGCAAAAAAAAUUGGAAGAAAAAAAUUAUUCUGCAAAAUGUGAUAAAUUAUUUGUAAAUGAGAAUAUUAUAAAUUUGAACUUAAGUAAAAAUGGUAUUAAUGAAGAAAAAAAUUUUAAUGAAAAUGAUAAUAAUGAUUAUGCUAAUAGUAUUAAAGAUAUAAAUACCAUUCCUAAUUAUUGUAUAGAUGAAAAAAAUAAAGAACGCUCUAAUUAUUCAGAACCAAGGCUAUCUUAUUUUGAUUUAAAUGAUUUAAUACUAAAUAAUAUGAGUAGAAAUAGUUUAGGUAUUCUUUUAACUAUAUCAAAGCAAGCGAAAUUCAAAGAUAUGCUAAUAAUAAUAAUAAAUAUAUUAAUUCAAUGUUUCACUGAUAAUUAUGUUAUUGCCAAUAGAAUUGAAUAUAGCAUUAAAUCUUAUUUCCUAUGUCAUGGAAUUCCCGUUAGAUGCUUCAUGAGAGAAAAUGAUUUAAAAGCAAUUGAAAAUAAAAAUUUUUCAAAUGCAUUAGGUGUGUCAUUAAAUGAAUUAAAUGAAGCAUUAUAUCCAUUCAUUUUUAAAAAUCCACAAAUUUAUGAAGAUAUUUUAAGUUCCUUAUGUUUUUUUCCUAACUUAAAAUAUGUAAAGAAGAAUAAAGGAGAUGAAUUAGAAAGUUUAAAUAUUAAUUCUUAUAUAUUUAAUAUGCACAACAAUAAAGAUAGAAAUAAUUUGAAAUUACCAAUAAAUAUUGAGAAAAAUGAAGUCAAUAACAAUUCUAACAUAGAGCAAAAAGCAAAUAUUAGUCUAGAUAAAUUGAAUAAUAAUAAUAUUUUAAAAAUUAUAAAAACAGAAAAACAAAAGAAAAGUAAGGAAACUGAGAAUGAUCAUAACAGUAUAUUGAAAAGCACAUUAAAUGGAGAAAAAAGUAAACAGUAUGAUUCAUCAAACAUAAAUAGAAAUAGUAGUUCUAUUCCAUAUUUAAAUAAAAAAAAAACAAAAUCUCCGAAAGAUAUUAAUAUAAAUGAAAAUAAUAAUAAUAUUAAUAAACACAAUAAAUAUUAUUUAAAUUUCUUUCCAAUACCUGAAAAUAUAAAAUCUAUAUAUAUGUUAUCUGAAACAGCAAACAGUACAAAAUACUUAAAAAAAUAUCAAAUUAAAAAUAAUUUUUAUAAUUUCUAUAUAUUAUCUACCUUAUUUGAUUUUUUAAAUUUGUUUACUAUUAUUCAAAGUAAAACGAGAUUAACUAAAUUAAGUGAAAAAGAAGAAAGACUUAAAUUUAAUAAAAAAUUAAUGGAAAUAUAUGGGAAUGAUGUUGAUUUUGAUAAUGAGUUAGAAUAUAAAGUUAUGUAUCCGUUUGCUUUAACUGCUGAUAAUAUGCUAUUUAUUGUUAAUUUAAUUUUAAAAACAUUUAAGCAUUUAAUUGCUUAUUUAAUUAAAGUUCCAUCAUCCUUUAAUCAUAAAAUUAUAAAAACCUUCUUUCAAAAAGAUUAUGAUAUGUAUAAUUUUAAAGGAGAAAUGCUGUGUAAUGAUAGUUUUUUUUCAUACAAUAUAGAUUAUAUAAGUAAAGAAAAUAAGGUAAAUGCUAAUUGUUCUCUUUCUAACAAUAACACAGCUAUUAGAAACAAAAAUACCAAUGAUAUUGUUAUAAAUUCGAACAUAUCUAAUAAUGAUAAUCCAAUAAAUGGUAACAAUGGUGAUUUAAAUGCCAUUUUAUUAAAAAAAAAUGAAGAUAUAAUGAAGAAUUCAUUAAAAGAAAACAAAAUAUCUCAAUACAAUACACAAGUGUCAAGUAUCAUAAAUAAAUUAAUACGAAGCGAUUCCUCAAAUACACAUGAUUAUAAGCAAAUUUCGGAAUAUUAUCUACAAAACUACAUGGAAUACUAUUCACUAUUUGAUUUAUCUAAUUUUACCUUUAGAAGCUGUUUAUUCCCAUUUAUAUAUGAAAAGAAGUAUAUAACAGAUAUUCAGAAUAUUGAUUUAAUAAACUAUGUUUCUAAUGUUAAUAAUUCAAAUAAUAUAGUAUUUACUCCCUUUUUAAUCUUUUUAUUUAAAAGAAUAUUGCCGCAAUUUAUUUGUCUCAGUCAUCCAAUAUUAUAUAGCUCUUUUACAAAAAAUAAUUUUAAAAAAAAAUUUAAAAAUAUUGAUAAUUAUUAUUCUUCGUUAAGUAAUUAUGAAUCAAAAAAUUUUAUAUAUGUAAAGCAUAUUCUUAACUUUAUUCAAUUAAUUUUUGACAUACACAAUUCUAGUUAUUAUGUGCACAAAAAAGUAGUAUUAGAAAUAAUGCAUUUAUUAAAAAUUUAUUCAAAUUUUCAAAAAAAAAAGGAUCCCAUAAUUAAAAAUGAAAAAAAUGUGGAAAAUGUUUUUUCUAAUGUAAUAGACGUUUUUUCUUAUGCAAUUAGUUCUUUGCUUUAUAAAUUAGUUAAUGAACAAAAUAUUAAUGUUGAGAAGAAUAGCAUACUUGAAGAAAAGCAAAUUUUAAAUACGGCAAAAUUUUUUUCUAAGGAAGGUAUUCAUAAAAAAGGAGAAAAUAGUUCAAAAGAGGAAAAUGAGAAGAAUAAUAAGAACACGAAAUACAAUAAUAAUAAUGAUGGUAAGAAUGAUAUUGAAGGUAAUAAUAGUAACAAUAACAGCAGUAAUAGAAAUAAUAAUGAUAAUAAUAAUAAUGAUGAUAAUAAUAAUAAUGACAGUGAUAAUAAUGAUGAUAAUAAAGGUAAUAAUGAUAAUAAUAAUAAUGAAAAUAAUGAUGAUAAUAACAAUGAUAAUAAAGAUAAUAAUAAUAAUGGUAAUAAUAAUAAUAAUAAUAAUAAUAAUAAUAAUAAUAAUAAUAAUAAUAAUAAUAAUAAUAAUAAUAAUAAUAAUAAUAACAAUAAUAAUAAUAAUAAUAAUAAUAAUAAUAAUAAUAAUAAUAAUAAUAAUAAUAAUAAUAAUAAUAAUAAUAAUAAUAAUAAUAAUAAUAAUAAUAAUAAUAAUAAUAAUAAUAAUAACGAUAAUAAUAAUAAUAAUAAUGAUGAUGGUAAUAAUAAUAAUGGUAAUAAUAGAAAUAAUAAUGAUGAUGAUAGUAAUAGAAAUAAUAAUAAUGAUGAUGAUAGUAAUAGAAAUAAUAAUAAUGAUGACGAAGAAAAAAGAGAGAAAAAAGAUGAAAAUAACAAAACAUUUUUUUAUAGUAGAGAACAUUUAAUAUUAUUUCGCCAUUCUUUAUGUAACUUAUUAAAUAAAUUAGAUUAUACAAAAGAAGAUUUUGUCAAUAUAGCUACAUCUAUAAUUCGCUGCUUAUCUGUUUUAACAUCAGCACCAAUUUUGGGGUAUCCUAUAAAAACAAAGAAUAACAAAUUAUGUAUGAUAAAGCUGAAUAAAUUGAAUGAAAAAAAAAAUAAGAAAAUAAGAAAAAUAAAAAGAAAUAAAAGAAGAAAAAAUAUUUCCUAUGUUACCUUUUUAAAUCCAUCAUAUGUUCGUUUUAGAUCGGAUUCAAGUAAUAAUAAUUCAGAAUGCUCAGAUAUUCCUUAUUCUGUUGAUUCGGUUAUUUCGUAUGAAGAGCACUUUAUUUUUAACAAUGAUGAUACUGAUGAUGAUGAUGAUGAUGAUGACGAUGAUAUUCGUUAUGAGUAUGAAGAAGAAAUGGAUGAUGACUACUUAGAUGAAGAUGAAGAUGAAAAUGAGGAGUUAUUUAAUGAACAGAAUUAUUUUGAACAGAGAGAUAAUAUCAAUAGUAAUUUAAAUGAAGAUCUGGAUCCAGAACAAAAUAAUGAAAGUUCCCAUAUUGAUGGUGAAAACGAAAUAGAAACAAACGAUCAUGAUGAAGAGGAAGAAGAAGAGGAAGAAAUUGAUGAAGAUGAAGAAGAAGAAAUUGAUGAAGAUGGAGAAGAUGAAAUUGAUGAAGAUGGAGAUGAAGAAGAAGAAAUUGAUGAUGAUGAAGACAUAGAAGAUGAAGAUAUUGAAGACGAAGAUGAUGACAUGGAUGAAGAUGAACUAGAUGAAGAUGAAGAAGCAUUAGAUGAAGAAGAAUAUGACGAAAUUGAGAUAGAAGAUGAAAAUAGAAGAGAAAGAAAUAGUAAUGAAAAUGAAAAUAAUAGAGGUUUACAUGUUCAUGCAUAUUUAGUACAAGACAGAAAUGUAAUAGAUGAAGAUCAAAUAUAUGAUAACUCAAAUAAUUUAUUAUUACCACAUGAAAUUGAUGAAAAUGAAGAGAAUUUAUCAAAUAAUGAUGACAAUAAUAAUAAUAUAGUUUCUCGAUUAGAUUUAGGAUCAUGCAGCAGUAACGAUUUAGAUGUACAGAGUACUCAUAGAAUUAGAGAAAUGGAUGAAACAGAAGACUACGAUGAUGAUGAUGAUGAUGAUGACGAUGAUGACGACGAUGAUGAUGACGAUGACGAUGAUGACGAAGACGACGACGAUGACGAUGAUGAUGAAGAGGAAGAAGAAGAAGAAAUUGAUGGCAACAAUAGUUGUUUUAGUAUCAAUCAAAAUAACGAUAAUGGAAGAACAAAUAAUAAUAACGAAGAUUUAAUGGAUACUGAAAUAAAUGUCAACAACUCUUUGUUAAAUUGUAAUGAAAAUCAACAUGAAAUAUUAGAUACUCUACUAGAGGAAGAUGGUGUUUAUAAUAUUAAUGAUGAUAUAGAUGAAUACAAUGAUGACUAUAUCGAUGAUUGUGAAAAUAGUAAUAGAAAUAACAUCAAUUUCAAUAAUAAUGACAAUAAUGAAGUAGAAAAUGUAAAUAAUGAUGAAAUAAUAAAUGGAAUUAAUUCCGUAAGUUUAUUAAAUAGUAAUAAUAUAAAAGAAAAUAAUAAAACUAAUAAUGAGGGUGAUAAUAUCUUUUAUGCAAAUGAAAAUAAUAUAACAGAGAAUAAUUUAAAUGAUGCUGUUAGUGAUAAUAGGAAUAAUCAAAACAUUCCUCUUUUAAAUUCUUCAUCAAACGUUAAGAAAAACACAAAUAAUUCUGAUAAUUCAAAUGCUAUGUUUAAUUCUGAAAUAGUAACGCAAAACGCCAUUAAUAAUGAUUUAACAAAUAAUAUAAAUAUUAAUGUUAAUGAAAAUGAUGAUACAAAAAGUAAUAUUAGAAGUAAUUUAUAUAAUAACGGUGACACUAAUACUAAUGGUUUUAAUAAUGUGAAUAAUGAUAAUAAUGACUUACUUGAGAAUAAUAAUAUUAACAAUAAUAAUAGUACUAAUGAAUAUACUAGUAUACUAAGUAAUGAAGAAAAAAGUAAAUUACAAGAAAAUAAUAAUUUUAUAAAUAAAAAUGAAGAGAACAAAAAAAAAAAUGGUAAAGAGGAUAGUAAAAUGAUAAAAGAAAAUUUCAAGAUUAGUGAAAUAAAUAGCCAUCAACAAAUUAAGGAAAAUGAUAUAAAUAAUGAAAAUACAGUUAAUAAAAACAUGUAUUCAGAUGAUAAUAAUGAGGAAGAUAUAAAAAACACGUCAAACAUUAAAAAUGUUAGAAGCAAUGAAAAUAUGGCAAUAAGUGAUAGAAUUAACUCUUCAGAAGGUUUACUAAAUCUUAACAAUAUAAAUGAAAAUGAUAUUGGUUUAAUUGAUUUAUAUUAUCACUUUUAUAGUUCUUAUAACGGAGACUUAAAUUCUUUAAUUAAUGAAAAUAAUAGUAUAUUAUAUUUAAAUGAGGCAGCGAGGAUUAAUACCGAAUCUCCAGAAAAUCAGAACAAUUCUUUGAAUAGCGAUCAUGUAGAAAAAACAAAUAAUGAAAAUAGGUUAGAACAAAGAUUACUGGUAAAUAAUAAUAGCAGUAACAAUAACUCUGAAGAAAUAAAUAGCAUGCCAACCAAUGCUAAUAUACUCACAUUAAUGAAUCAACUUUGCUCUAAUUUAUUAUUAAAUAGUGAUAGGGGAAGUAAUGAAAAUAGAAAUAGUAACAUAGAAUUAACGAAUGCAUCUAAUAUAGUAAGAAAUAAUAAUAUUACAAAUAACAACAAUGAUUUUAAUAUAAAUGAAAACUCUACUAAUGAAAAUGAUCCAUAUAAUAACGCUGUGAACGAAAACAAUUGCACUUUUUAUCAUAUUAAUUUUGAUAGAAUAAAUAAUAUUCCCAUGCAACCAAUUUCUAAUAAUUCUUCAAACUCUAGAGCCAAUAUAGUAAACAGGAAUAUGAAUCAUACAAAUAAUAACUUGAGAAAUUUAUAUAAUAGUAUUCGAAAUUAUAAUAUAAGUGAAAAUAAUACUAACAAUAAUAGAAAUAUUUAUUUUCCCUCUAGUAUUAUAAGAAAUAAUAUAAAUGAAGCAACUAGAGAUUCAGAAUGCCAUAUAAAUAACAAUAAUGAAGAAGUAAAUAAUGAAAAUAGCUAUUCUUAUUUAGAUGAAGUUGAAAAUAUUACUAAUUUUAAUUCUAGUUGCAAUAUACAUAAUCGUAACAAUAAUAAUAAUAAUAAUGAUAGAACUGUAUCUGAUUUCAACGCAGAUACUAAUCACACAAAGAACAAAAAUAUAAAGGAUGAAAAAAAAGAAAAUAUAAACAAGAAAAAUACAAAAAAUGAAGAAAAGUUUAGUUUGGUUGAUACAGUUUUGGAUAAUGAUAAAAAAUUAAAAAGUAGUAUUUGUAAUAUGAUAUACAGCAAAUUAUGCAAGACUAUUCCUAAAGUUCACAUAAAUUUACCAUUUGAAAAUUUAAUUGAAGAAAAAAAUAAAAUAAUCCAAAAUAUGAAAAGACAAAUAAAAGAAAAAAAAGAUGAUGAAAAGGAUCAAGAAAACAAAAGCCCAAACAAAAAUGAAAAUGAAAAUUUAUCAAUUUUGAACAACGAAAAUAAAUCAACCAAUGAUAAUUUAACCAAUCAUAAGAUAAAUGAGGAUUCAAAACAAAUACCUAAAAUAAAAGAUGAAACUGAUAUAAAUGAAAACAAUUCCAAUAAUAUUGCAAAUAUAGAAUCAUUAGAACAAAAUGAUCAAAUUGAAAAUGUGCAAAUAAGCACAACCAAUAAUCAAAAUAAUAAUUUGCAAGAAAACUUGAAUGAAGCUAAUUUACAUGAAGAUACUAUUGUCCAAAAUAAUGUAAACUAUAAUGAACAAAAUGUAGAAAAUGAAGAUUAUAAAAAUAUAAAUUAUGAAGAAUUGUUUGAUAAUGUUCUUAAAAAUGAAUCUAUUCUUAUAAUAUGCUGUUCAUUAGGAAUAAAUGAAAAUCAAUUUUUACAACUCCUAAAUGUUGAUAGAUCCUUUCUCAUUGAAUUACCAAAUAAUUUAAUAGACGAAAUUAUAAUUCAGCAUUUAAAGAAUAUUACAUUAGCAGGCAUAAAUGAAAAGGCGCAAGAAAAUAUAAUAAAUAAGAAAAACAUAUCCAUUGAAAUAUAUAAAAAUUAUCUAAAAUUUAAAGAAUUUAAAAAAGUGCAGCAAAAUUUAUCAUCUGAAAACAAUAAUGAAUUAAAUGCGAACAUAGGAGGUAUUAUAACUAAUAAUACAAACAAUAAUAUAUCAGAAAAUUUAGAUGAUGAUCCUCGUAAUAUAAAUUCUACUGAAAGCAAUAUUUAUGUAGAAAGCAUUAAUAAUGUUGAAAACAUUGUAAAUGGUGAAAGGGAUUUAAAUAUUGAAGAUAUUACGAAUAUUGAAAGUAAUGUGAACGUUUCAGAAGUAAUAAAUAAUGAAAAUAAUGCAAAUGUUGAAAAUAUAACAAAUAAUGAAAAUGGUGCAAAUGUUGAAAAUAUAACGAAUAAUGAAAAUGGUGUAAAUGUUGAAAGUAUAACGAAUAAUGAAAAUAGUACAAAUCUUGAUGAAAAAGAAAGAAAUCUCCUUAUUUAUAAUAGUAUAAAAAAAAGUUAUUUAGAAGCAUUACCAUCUAGCGUAAGAUCAGAGAUUAAAAAGAGAAUUAUAGGAAACAAAAGUCAAAGAAAUGAAUUACAAGACGAAACAAAUAUAUCUUUCAUAGAUUCUCUAACACCUGAAUUAAGAAGAGAUGUGUUAUCUACAGCAAGUAUAAGAUUUAUAAGAACAUUGACAGAGGAAAUGAUAGAAGAGGCAAGGAAUUUAAGAUUAGUAAUUUUAAAUGGUCGUUCUAAUAAUUUAAGUAUAAACAAUAGAAGUAGGCAAAAUAAUACAAAUAAUGAUAUUAUAAAUUCAAGUACUAAUGUGAGAAAUAAUAAUAACACUACACCAAGUAUUAAUGUAAGCACAGAUAAUUCUAACAUUGCUAGUAGAAUAAAUAGCAUAAGAAAUGAUAUCCAAGAAAGAAUUACAAGCAAUGUUUUAAGAAGUACAUCAAACAAUUUAAAUAAUAAUAAUGAUAAUAAUAAUAUAAAUAAUAGUAUAAAUAAUAAUAUCAGUAGUAAUAAUAAUCUUGUUACAUUAAAUAAUAAUAAUAGAAAUACAAGAAAUAACAGAACCACACUCAGCACAACCAAUAGAAAUAUCAUUAAUAGUAGGCGUCGUUUGAAUAUUCCCUUAAGAAAUACUCUUAAUAACAUGCAACGAAAUAAUUUUAUUAGAAUAACUUAUAAUGAAAAUAAUAAUCCAAUUAUAAUGAUAAAUACAGGGCAUGAAAAUUAUGAUAGUCUUACUGUUUCUCGUUUUCUUGAUCACUUUUUAGGUAGUAGAUCAAUUGAUACAUCUAAUCCUAAUUUACGUUUAGAUGAUAGUAAUACCACUAAUAACACUGCUAAUAAUAAUAAUAAUAAUAAUAAUAAUAAUAAUAAUAAUAAUAAUAAUAACAGUAAUAACAAUAAUAAUGAAUCAAGAUUGUAUUUUAGUAACGAAAAUAGAAACAGUAGCAAUAUUGAUCAUAAUUAUCAUGUAAUGAAUGAUGAUAAAUCUUUAGAGAAAGAAGAGGAUGUAUCACUAAGUAAAUAUCUAAAAAAUUUAUUUCCUUCUAUAAAUAAGUUAGAUUCAGACAAUUCUAAAAUUUCAUCUUUGUAUGUAUGCUUAGAAGAACCUGUAUCUUCUCAGGCUUUAAUCGAUAUAUGUAGAUUAUUAUUUUUAAAAAAAGAAAUAAAUAAGAAAAUUAUGUUUACAUUAUUUUGUAAUUUAAUUUGUUCAUAUCAAAAAACGAAAAUUUAUACACUUCAGCUAUUUAUGAAUAUUUUAUGGACUGCAUCAGUUGAUUUACAUGGAAAGAAGAAUAACCCUUCAUACGUUGCAUUAAAUUCUUUACAUUUUCCUCCUAAAAUGUUAUAUUACAAUGUAAAUAAAAAAAAUUAUGGUUUAUUUUCAGAUAAUUAUUUAACAACAGCUUCUGUAUCAGCAGAAAGAGUUUUAGAACAAGUACAAUCAUUACUUAUUACUAUUCCACACAUUACUACUUUUUUUUCAACUUUGCUAAUUCAUCCUUCUUACUUUAUACCUAAAGAUAUCGAACAAAAACUAAAAAGAAAAAAAGAAAAAAAUGAAGAGAAAAAAAAUUAUAAUAGAAUAAAUGAAGAAAAAGAAGAAAAACUAGGAAGUAAAGAAAGAGAAAAAGAGGAAGAAGAAGAAGAUGAAAACAAAAAUGAAAAAGAACUAGAAGAAAAAUAUAAUGAUGAUGAAGCAGUUAUUUUGCAAUAUGAGUUAAAAAGAAAAAGAUUAAAAAUGGAUCAAAAAAAUAUUUUUCAUAUACAUAACAAAAAUUUUGAUAAAAAAAUUGAUAAAUCAAAAAAUGAAUAUCCUAUAAAUAUUUUAUUCAAGUUAUUAAAUUCUUCAUUAUACUUAACAUCAAAAAAAUUAAUGAGUCAUUUGUUAUCUGUCAUAUAUAAUCUUUUAAUUAACUGUGGAAAAAAAUUUUAUAAUUAUGCAAAUUUUACUAGAUGGGUAUAUACUGAAAAUUUAGAAGAAAUUUUGAAUGAUGAAAACACAAGCAAAGAAGAUGAUUUCAGAAAAGAUGAUGACAUUAACAACACAUCAUUACUAAAUAGUAGUUCUGUUGAAAAAAAUGCUUCCAUAAGUAAAGAAAAUAGUGGGAAAAAUAAAGACAAGAAACAAAAAUAUAAAUUAAAAGAAUUUAGUCAUACAUCAAAAAUUAAUAGAGAAUUACUAUUAAAUAUAAGAAAUUUAAAAUAUAAUGAAACAGAAAAAAAUGAUUCAAAUACAAAACCAUAUUAUUUAUUAGAAGUUAUAUCAAUGGACGCUUUAAGUAAUUUAAGUAAACUGAUAUGUAAUUAUAAAACAAAUUUCUUAUGGAUAAAUACUAAUAAUAAUAAUAGUAAUAAUACGAAUAAUAGCAAUUUAGAACAAGUACAUAAGCAAGAUAUUUCUUCAUUAACACAAAUAAUGGUUAUGUUUUUUUCACAUUAUAAAUUAAAAGAAUUAAUUAUUCAAACAUUAAAAUAUCAUACUCAUGUAUUAAUAAAGAGGAUAAUUUAUGAUUUAAGAAAAAUUAUUCAUUCAAUUCAUAACAAGACUUUUAAUGUUUAUUCUGUUGAUCAUUCAGAUAGUUUAGAACAAAAAUUAAUAGCAUUCUAUAGAGUAAUUACAAUUUUAUUUAAUGCACCUUCUCUAAUAGAAAAUUUAACAAAUAAAUAUGAAUCAACCAAAAAUGAAAGCUCAGAAGAAGUUAAUAAUUUAAAAGAGACAAAUGCAGAUGUAGAAACAAGUGCUUUUCUGAAUGAUAACGUAGGUGACGAUAAUAAAAAUAAUGAUGAUACAAAUAAUAAUUCUAAUGAUAAUAUUAAUAACACAGAUAAUGUGGUUAAUGAUACAUGUAAAGAAAAUGUGAUUGAAGAAAUUAAUAACAUUAAUGAUAAAAAUGAUAUACAUAAUAAAGAUAAAGGCUUAUCAAGCAGUAAUAAUGAAAAAAAGAAUAAAAAAGUAAGUGAAGAAACAAAAUUCGAUAUAUGUGCCGAUUUCUUUUUAUCCAUUAAUAUUGAUUGCUUAUGGGAAGAAUUUAAUAAAACUAUGCAAGUUAUCAAUAAUUCAUUAAUUGACAAAAAUUACAAAUUUAAAUGUAACAAUACAAGAAAUGGAAUUAUAAGUACUAAAAAAGGUGAUAUAGAAAACGAUUUAGAAAAUGAUAUUUCACAAAAGGGUAAUAAUAAUAUAUAUGCAGGAAAACCAAAUGUUUCUUUAUUUGAUUCAGGAUCUUCAUCACAUAAUUCUUCAGAUUCCGAUUAUCGUAUAAGUAAUAAUAUACAAAAUAAUUUGCAAAUAAAUAUGAGAAAUAACAUAGAAAGCAGAAAUGACAAUGAUAAUAAUAAUAAUGAAGAAACAAAGAAAGAAAAUGACGACGAGCCACCUCCAACUAUUUUAAAUUAUUUGCUACCCUUAAUGGAAGCUUAUCUAUUUAUAGAAGAAGUUAUUUUAGUUUCUCAGUAUAAAUUAAAAAAAUUCAAAGAUUUAGAAAAAAAAGUGGCAAAUUUAAAUAUCGAAAGUAUAAAAAUUAAUGAAAAAUUAGCUUAUGAUGACAGCCCCUUUUAUAUAAAUAUAUAUGAUAAGAAAAAAAAAUGUUUUACGAAUGAAAUGUAUGAUUCGGUUAAAAAUAAGAUUUUUAAAACAAGUAAUUAUACUUAUUUAAAUAAAAUAAAAAGGAAAAAGGAACCAAGUGUGGAAGAUGAAGAAGAAGAAGAAGAUCAGCAAUAUAAAAGGAAAGGAAUCAGCUAUGAUCCAUUAAAAAUAGAGAAAGAAAUUGAUACAAACGAAUUAGAAGGUAAUAAAGGUGAAGAUGCAAAUAAAAAAGAUAAAUCUUUAACAGAAAAAGGAACCUUUUUUAAUAAUGUAGAAAAAUAUUUUAUAAAUAAAUUUAAAAGGAAAAAAACCAAUGAUGAGAAUAAUAAUAAUAAUGUAGAAGAAAUAAAUAAAAAUAAAAGAGAGGAAAUGGGCUAUUUCGAGGAUGAUAUAAGAAAAGAGAAUAGAAAUAUAAAAAAAUCUACGGAUUAUGAAACAUUUUAUGAUGCAAAUGAAACUGUUAAAGAAAGCAUUAAUGAAAAAUAUAAAGUAUAUAAUGAUCUAAAUUUCAAGUAUUCAGAGGAAAAUGCAAAAAUAAAUAGAGAAUUUUACCACUUAGAGGAAUAUGAAGAUGCAAAAGAAAAAGAAGUUGAAGAGGAAGAUGAAUAUAUACAAAUUAAAUUAGAAGAUAAUGAAGGAUCAAUAAACAGUAGACAUAAAAAGUUAAUAAAAUUUGUUUAUAUAAAUAGAAGAGUUAUUAAUAGUUUGAUAAAACAAACCCCAAUAUUACUGCAUCAUAAUUUUAAAUCAUUGAUAAAGUUAACAUCUUCUUGCAUUAAUUUUGAAAAUAAAAGGCAUUAUUUAAGAAAAAAAUUAAAGUAUUUAAAAUCUGGCAUAAGAAGUGAACCAAUACGAUUAAAUAUAAGAAGAGAAAAAGUCUUUACAGAUUCUUAUUAUCAAUUGAGAAAUAAAUCAGGUAAUGAUUUAAAAGGAAAACUUAUUGUUACUUUUAAAAAUGAAGAAGGAGUAGACGCAGGUGGAUUAACAAGAGAAUGGUAUUCUAUUUUAGCUAAAGAAAUUUUUAAUCCAAAUUAUGCUUUAUUUUGUAGAGAAGGAAAAAAAAGUGAAUUUAAUCAUCCAAACCCUUUAUCAUAUAUUAAUCCUGAUCAUUUACAUUUUUUUAAAUUUGUUGGAAAAUUUAUUGCAAAAGCAAUAUAUGAUGGGCAAGUAAUUGAUGCCUAUUUCUGUAGAUCAUUUUAUAAGCAUAUGCUAGGAAGAAAAAUUUUGCCUGCUGAUGCGGAAUCAGUAGAUCCUGAAUUUUAUAAUAGUUUAAUUAAAAUAUCAGAAUAUAAAUUAGAAGAUUUAAAUUUAGAAAUAAACUUUAGUACUGAAAUUGACGAAUUCGGAAAAACCAAAAUUAUCGAUUUAAUACCAAAUGGUAGAAACAUUCCUGUAACUGAUGAAAAUAAACAGAAAUAUAUUGAGUUAUUAUGUGAAUUAAAAGUUACUAAUAGCAUAAAAGAACAGCUAGAGGCCUUUAUGGAUGGGUUUAAAGAAUUAAUUCAACCAAAACUAAUAUCAAUUUUUGAUGACAAAGAAUUGGAAUUGCUUAUAAGUGGGAUACCAACAAUAGAUUUGAAUGAUUUAAAAGAAAAUGUAGAAUAUCAUAAUUAUACCCCCAAUUCUAUUCAAAUAAUUUGGUUAUGGGAGGUUUUACAAGAAUUUGAUGAAAAUAAAAAGGCAUCCUUUUUACAAUUUGUUACAGGAACGAGUAGAGUACCAUUAGGUGGAUUUAAAAAUCUAAUGGGAAUGAGAGGUGCUCAAAAAAUGAUCAUUUAUAGAGCAUAUGGAGAAGAUAGACUCCCAACUGCACAUACAUGCUUUAACCAACUUGAUUUACCUGAAUAUUCAUCAAAAGAACUGUUAAAAAGUAAAUUAAUCAGAGCUAUUAUGGAAGGAAAAGAAGGAUUUGGUUUUAUAUAA
Messenger RNA from Plasmodium relictum, 23796 nucleotides. Its product is annotated as E3 ubiquitin-protein ligase, putative. NCBI's taxonomy places the organism in Eukaryota, Apicomplexa, Aconoidasida, Haemosporida, Plasmodiidae. The record is from RefSeq and is a predicted model, not a curated record. Gene Ontology annotation, molecular function: ubiquitin-protein transferase activity. Gene Ontology annotation, biological process: protein polyubiquitination; positive regulation of protein catabolic process; proteasome-mediated ubiquitin-dependent protein catabolic process. Bases 1 to 23796 code for a protein of 7931 amino acids. The transcript has a single exon.